UUCUAUAAUGAAAGGGAAUCCACGGCCACAGUGUUGAAUCGUGCUACUGUUCUCUCAACCAAAUUCACAGCCUGGAUGAAGGCAAAUGAAAUGUACCCCGAGGCCAAGUUAUUGACAUAUUCUGAGUUUCCUACUAAAUUCACGUGGAAAAAAACAUCAAAAACGUGGGUACCGAGGAAAAAGAGAUUUGCAGUUGGGAGACUCUAUUUUGUUCGUCCAGGCAUAGGCGAGAAGUACUACCUUAGAAUGCUUCUCAAUGUGGUUAGAGGACCGACCAGUUUUGAGGAAUUGAAGACCGUUAAUGGUACUAUUCAUGCCACAUUCAAGGAUGCUUGCUAUGCAAGAGGUUUGCUCCAGGAUGACAAAGAUCACAUUGGUUGCAUUAAACAAGUAAGUCAUUGGGGAUCUGCACACGCUCUCCGUGAGUUAUUUGUUACCCUGCUGACGUCAGAUGAACUUUCAAAGCCGGAAUUGGUGUGGGAGCAAUGCUGGGAGGAUUUAUCAGAUGAUGUACUAUACAACAUAAGAAGGAACCUCAAUGAUCAAGAGUUGGAUUUAAGUGCAGCUCAAAUUAAAAAUUAUGCUCUUCUAGAAGUUGAAAAACUUCUCCAACAAAAAGGGAAGUCUCUGCGCAACUAUGCAAACAUGCCUUUUCCUUCCGUUUCUCAAAUGGAUUCUCUUGAACACAACCUCAUACAUGAAGAGAUGAGGUAUGAUGUUGAUGCUUUAUCUGAGGAACAUUCCAAGUUGUUGCUAGACAUGACUGAAGAACAACGCAAGGUUUAUGACAUACUCAUUGCUUCAAUCAAUGGAAAUCACGGCGGCAUCUACUUUGUGUAUGGUCAUGGUGGUACCGGAAAAACAUAUUUGUGGAGAACUCUGUCGGCAGCUGUAAGAUCUCGUGGAGGUAUAGUAUUGAAUGUGGCAUCCAGUGCCCUUGCAUCACUUCUCCUUCCAGGUGGACGUACAGCACACUCUAGAUUUGCUAUUCCACUGACAGCGGCAGAAGACUCAACAUGCAACAUCAAGCAUGGUAGUGCAUUGGCCAAGUUAAUUCAAAUGGCAGGGUUAAUUAUUUGGGACGAGGCUCCAAUGACAAAUAAGUAUUGCUUUGAAGCUCUUGAUCGCACUAUGAGGGACAUCCUUCGAUUCACCGUCACAUGUGAUGCUACUAAACCUUUUGGUGGGAAAACAGUUGUAUUUGGCGGUGAUUUUUAGACAAAUAUUACCAGUUAUUCCGAAAGGCAGUCGACAAGAUAUUGUACUUGCAGCUUUGAACUCUUCCUACUUGUGGCAAUUUUGUAAGGUAUUGAAACUUACAAAGAACAUGAGGCUUACAGGUGACAAAAAUUCUGCUGUUUUGAAGAGUUUUGCAGAUUGGAUCUUGCAAAUUGGAGAUGGUGUUCUUGGCGACGAUGAAGAUGGUGAAUCAAUGAUUGAAAUACCUCAAAGUUUUCUUGCUCCUUUCAUAUCUAAUCCUAUAGAAUCUAUUGUGAGGUGUACAUACCCCGAUUUCUUGGAAAACGGAACAAAUCCUUCUUAUUUGACUUCUAGAGCCAUUCUUGCACCAACAAUAGAGGAUGUAGACAUGAUAAAUAAUUACAUGUUGAGUUUAAAUACUUCCGAGGAGAAGAUCUAUCUAAGCAGUGAUUCAGCAUCCUCUUUUGAUUCUGAAAACAACCUUCUUGACGAGAUCCAUUCACCUGAAUUCCUCAAUGGAAUACGCUGUUCUGGAGUUCCGGCCCAUGAAAUCAGGUUGAAGGUAGGUGUACCUGUCAUGCUCAUGAGAAAUAUUGAUUUCUCUUCGGGGUUAUGCAAUGGCACUCGACUUAUUGUGACCCGACUUGGAGAUAAUAUUAUUGAGGCUCAAAUAUUAACCGGGACAAAUGCGGGUAAGAAGGUGUAUAUUCCAAGGCUGACACUUACACCAUCCGAUGUUAGAUUGCCAUUCAUGUUUCAACGUAGGCAAUUACCAUUGGUGGUUAGUUACGCGAUGACGAUCAACAAGAGUCAAGGUCAGUCGCUUGAAAGAGUAGGCAUCUUCUUACGUCGUCCGGUCUUUACUCAUGGUCAGCUGUAUGUGGCGGUAUCUAGG
This is a messenger RNA of Cuscuta epithymum, 2095 nucleotides long. NCBI's taxonomy places the organism in Eukaryota, Viridiplantae, Streptophyta, Magnoliopsida, Solanales, Convolvulaceae. The record is from the annotation of a GenBank genome assembly.